Adineta ricciae is the source of this 1197-nucleotide messenger RNA. The record is from the annotation of a GenBank genome assembly. Lineage: Eukaryota; Metazoa; Rotifera; Eurotatoria; Adinetida; Adinetidae.
AUGUCGGACUUUAUUCCAAUGAAAAUCAAAUUCAUAUCGUCAUUUGAUAUUUUACCAAAUGAAAUUCUUCAUAUAUUUGAUUAUUUAACAUCAAAUGAUAUUAUUUAUUCAUUUAUUCAUUGUAACCAACGAUUACAAAAUCUUCUAGUUAUACAAAAAUAUCAUUUCAACUUACCAAAAACAAAUCUGAAUUUUUGGAAGAAAAUUUUACCAUUAAUUGGCCCACAAAUUCAAACAUUAUCAAUUAAUACUUAUGAUUUGACAAUAUCAUUAGAUUUCUUUUCAAAUCUAACAUCAAUUAUUAUCUCUUCACAAUAUUUUUUACUUGAUGAACAACUUUUAUCCAUUCUCAAUCAUCCGUAUUUUCGACAAUUACAUAUAUUUAAAAUCAAAAACGUUAUUUUAGACGAUGAAGAAACUUUAUUAAAAACUAUUUUUCAUAUUAAUAAUAAACUUCAAAUAUUUGAAUAUCAACCAAAGAAAUUUCAUGAUAUAUUCACUCUUAUUCGAUAUACAUCGAAUUUAAUUUAUUUAAAUAUUCGAUCAGAAAUCCUUGAUCGAGAAUUUAAAGAAUAUACCUGGAAUAAUAUUGAUGAAAUUAAUUUAGAAGAAUUUCACCUAACAUUUACAUCAAGAACAAAUUUAGAAUAUUCAUCAACUAGUCUAACAACUAGUCUUGCUCAAUUAUUUCCUGUUAUUCAAAUCUUUUCAUCAUCGCUAAUUACUCUAUCAUUGAAUUUUAGUAAUAUAUAUCUUAUAGAUCAAAAUAAUAUUCUAACCAAUGGUAUUGAAUUAGAAAAGAAAUUAUUAGAACCACUUGGAAAAUUACAAAAGUUUUCUUUUUAUGUUGGUAUUUCUCAAUGUAAAGAUGCUCAACAAAUAUUAUCGACAAUUCGACGUUUACAAGAUUUUCUAGUUCGAUUGAAUUUUCAUCAUUUUCGAAAUGUUCGAUCAAAUAAUGAUGAAUUUCUAAAACAAAAUAAUCGAUUAUGGUCUAAAGUAACAUCACUUCAUUUAGUUUCAAUAGAUCAAAUUGAUUUUAAACAUCUAUUAUCAUUGAUUACUUUCUAUGGUGGUUUUUCUUCUCCUAAUGAUUCAUAUGAUGAAAUCGAAUGCGUUAAUAAUUUACAAUUAGAUAGUGUUCCUACGACAACACUUGUGUAUUCAUCAAUUAAUCUUUCAAACACAGAUAGAUGA